Molecule: messenger RNA, 702 nt
Organism: Aspergillus niger
Lineage: Eukaryota; Fungi; Ascomycota; Eurotiomycetes; Eurotiales; Aspergillaceae
Exons: 4
Coding region: 1-702 (233 amino acids)
Source: RefSeq, a predicted model, not a curated record
AUGCUAUAUUCUUCUCCCUGGCAUGAGGGUCCAAUGUUUGUAUGCGGCAACGAACUGGAUCCUCCUAGUACGGCUCAGAGAAAGAAAAAAUGGAUUUUCUAUUCCAAUUCUUCGAGUGUAGUUGAUAUCUCUUCUACUUCUCGUUCGGUCACAGAUAUUAGGACCGAGUAUAAUAGAUCCAUCAUAGAGCCAAUGAUGGAGCGCUGCCCUUUGGCCGCGAUUGGUUCCGUUGAUUACCGGGAUACACUACAUAUACGAGCAUGCCAUGGCCCAAUUGUGCUCAUGGAAGCUGGCGCAUGGCAUUUCGAGGUAUCUCUUGAAGAUAUGAAGCAAUCAGUCUUCGGUUGUGCGUUUCUACUAUACCACGGCGGCUUCUUGGGUGACGUUCUAUCUUAUGCUAUAAGAAAUUGGAACAAUGACCGAUGGAACCCUCUGGCUGGGGGAGAAGGUCUGCGUGUUGCUGGCAAAAGGAGGAUUGGUAUGGUUGACCUGUGUCCCAUCAUUUUCGGCAGUGGAACGAAUGACUCGGCCACCGUCCCGUUUCGAGUCCUCCAAGACACAGUGCCUGGACGUCUGAUGCUGUGGCAAGCCGAGAACCCGUACUAUGAGUACACAGUUCGCGUCGGCGUGUAUGUUCCUGACAGCCAGUUCAGUUACAGAAGCCAGAGUAUAUAUAUGAAAGUACUUUUUGACGUUUGGUAG